Messenger RNA from Pangasianodon hypophthalmus (striped catfish), 4093 nucleotides. It is a transcript of the gene ldah, whose product is annotated as lipid droplet associated hydrolase. Gene Ontology annotation, molecular function: lipase activity. Lineage: Eukaryota; Metazoa; Chordata; Actinopteri; Siluriformes; Pangasiidae. The record is from RefSeq and is a predicted model, not a curated record. Gene Ontology annotation, biological process: lipid storage. The transcript has 8 exons. Gene Ontology annotation, cellular component: lipid droplet. The coding region runs from base 280 to 1584 and encodes 434 amino acids.
AUAUUGGACCAGGCAAGACUGCCCUAUAAACAAAUACAAGUAAACAGGGAGCUGUGCUUUUUCUGGAUAAAAGCACAUUAUGUUUACAUUCCUCAACUAAUUUCAAUGGUUUAUGAUCUACGUGGAGUAUAAGAAAGUUCCGUCUCCAGUUACAUUUACUACAUCCAAACGCCAGGGGGCAGUAAUAGAGACAAACCGUUCAGAAAGCAGCAAAUCGAAGGACCAGAAGAAGUAAAACACGGAAGCUUGUGUUCAAUCGAUUCAUCAUUUAUUCUUGCUAUGAUAUUUGUGGUGAGGAGGAGACUGGAAGCUCUUAUGAAAACCAAUUUUAUAAACUUUCUUGGCAUCCAAAACGACGCAAAACUCUUUAUCGGAUUGCAGGGAGCCUGGAGCACAACCUGGAUGGGGUGCCAACCCAUUGCAGGGCACAAUUGCACACACCAUGGACAAUUUAGAGAUUCUAAUCAGCCUGUAACACAUGUCUUUGGACUGGGGGAUGAAACCCCUGAAGCACAGGGAGAACAUGCAAUCUCCACGCACACAGGAGGCGGGAAUCAAACCCCCAAUCCUGGAGACCCACCGCCUGGCUGUGCUGGUAAUGCAAUGAGCAGCCUGAAGUCUGAAUGCCAGAAAGAGGAUGCGACUGUGGAGCAUGUCUACUGCAGAGGUGCUGUCACUGAGCUGCUUAAAUAUGGGCCCAGAGACCUGCACACAGCUACCAAAAACUCUAACUCACCCCAAGUACUCAUCCUCAUUAUCCCAGGCAACCCUGGCAUAGUGGGAUUUUAUAAGACCUUCAUGUGGACAUUGUAUCAGGCAUUUAACCAACGAUACCCAGUCUGGGCCGUGAGUCAUGCUGGACACUGUGCACCUCCAGACACAAUGGAUAUGGUUGAAGAUGCUUCGGUGGCCGAGGCAGAGGAUGUGUUUGGCUUGAAUGGGCAGAUUGAGCACAAACUGGGCUUCCUCUUAGAACAUGUGCCCCGAGACACACAGCUCAUCCUGAUUGGUCACUCAAUCGGCUGCUACAUCAUUCUGGAUAUGAUGAAGAGAGACCCAGAGUUAAAGGUGGUGAAGUCCGUACUGCUGUUUCCCACUAUUGAACGCAUGGCCUCUAGUCCGCAGGGCAAGGUCAUGACUCCUGUGCUGUGCCAUCUGCGCUAUGUUGUCUACUUGCCCAUCUUCCUGCUCUCUCUCCUACCUGAGAGGCUGAAGGCUGGCAUGGUGCAGCUGGUACUAAGGAACCUGCAUUCACUAGACACAUCCUGCGUCUCAGCUACCCUCAGCUUGAUCAAUGUGGACUGUGCUGCUAAUGCUAUGUAUAUGGGGAGUCAAGAAAUGAGGAUGGUGCUAGAUCGAGAUAACUUGACCAUACAACAACAUCUUGACAAGCUUGUUUUUUACUAUGGAGCCACAGACCACUGGUGCCCUGUGCAGUACUACCAGGAUAUCCGAAGAGACUUUCCCGAUGGAGACAUUCGUUUGUGUGAGCGUGGACUGCGCCAUGCAUUUGUCCUGGAUGCGGGUGAAGAGAUGGCUAACAUGAUCACACAGUGGAUACGUGAUGACCUAAGAGGAUUAUAGUACUACUAGUAUCAAACCUGACCACUGACCUACACAGGCCCUGUGUUCCAGUGCCGUUCACAGUGACUUACGAGGAACAGAUUAUCAAAGACCUUUUAAAGGCCUUUAUUAUGGUGCUGAAACCCAAUGCUUCUCAAUGAACACUUGAAAAUGCCCAGAUCCUCAAAUUUGCUUCUUAAAAUAAGAAUUUUUAAAUAAGUGGCUACUCUACCCUUAACAAAUGAGUACUCUGUUUUUAUUAAGACUACAAGCAAUAACAGAGAAUUUAGAAAUGUGAUUCCUUUACCACUCACUGCUUGGCUAAUUAAGAUUUAUGAUAAACUUUAGUGUCUUCCCAACACCUAGCCUCUGUUUUUUUUUAUUCAGUGAUUGGAUUUUGUCUUUAAUAGUUAAGAAAUUAAAUUUACUGUGGCCACUAUAAUAGCAGGUUUUAACCUAUGUUAAAUCAGUAAGCACACAUUUGAAGGUUUGAGACCAAAGUCUUCCUAUAUUGUGCAAUCUGAUUAAAAAUCAGAUGAAAAGCCAGAAAAAAAAUGAUCAUUGCACCAAAGCAUAGACAUCAUAUACCCAAAUCUGGUGGGUGUGUUUUUUUUUUGUUUGUUUGUUUGUUUGGAGGGAUUACCUGUAGUUUAAUAGAAAGGUAAUUUAAUAUUAAUGGUUGGACUAGUGGUUUACCAUUAAUCUAUAAUAAAUUAUUGUAAAAUAUCCAAGUAUCCUUGUACAAUAUUUGUCAUGGUAUUCUGAUUAUAAAUACUGUUGAGAUAUUCUGAAGGAUGGCUAUAAAACACCUGUCUAAAAAAGUGAUGUGGAAAGUUUUUAUAAAGUAAUACUGACUAUUACAGUGAUUUAUUCAACUAUAAAUAUGUUGCACACAUGUGUUUUCCAUUUCCAAUGAAAACGUAGAUCAUAAGAAGACCUUAAAUGGGGUUUGAUUUGUUUUUGGUCAAAAAAUAGCAUUUUGGCAUGGUGGCAAGAAAGCAGAAAAAGUGCAUACUGGCAGGAGUCAAAUACUACAGGCCUUAUGACAGCAAACUAGAGCUUUUGAGAACAGAGAGUAAUGAAUUUUCAUGUGUUCCAUGCACUUUUCAGUGCACUGGCUUCCUAUUCGGUGUAUUUGCAGCAUUCACCAUAUGGAUAGUGCUUAACAGCAUCAGGCCUGUCACUCUGCCUUGGUUAUAUUUUCCCACACAGCAUACCAAGACUCUCAAAUAGUGUUGUACCUGAAAAGCUGUUCUUCUCCUAUACUGAUAAUCAUGUGGACAAAACAGGGCUCUGUUUUAAGAAAAACAUUAUAGAAAGGCUUGGGUCCAGUUGCAGAGUUUUAACUGGUUGAACAUGCAAGUCUCCCUCAAUAACCCCCAUGUCCAGAACAGUAGGAAGUCCCACAAACCAGUCAGUCGUAACAAACAUCACAAAUCACAUUGUUUUGCUUUGUCUUGGAUACGACUAUAUUCCUGUCUACCACAAUAGAUAAUGCCCUUUUGAUUUCAACAUUAUCAUCCCUGAACCAGAUGCUGCUAAUAUCCAGCUUGGCUUUGUCAUUUUGACACCAGAUACACUGUAAGUAUUAGUGAUUUCAUGAUUCCUAAUUAAACUUCACAUUCAAGGAUGUCCUAUAGGCAUCAUACCAGUGAACAAUAUCUUGUGUUAGUGAAAAGCUGAACAAAUGUAGAGUAAAACAUCUCCAGCUGAUCCGGUCUGUUGGAUGUCCCAGAGGAAAUGUAAACCCUCGACAUGUAAACCCAGGCCUCUUUAAUCUCCCUCUUCUGCCUGUUCAGAAAAGAAUGACAAAGCCCCUUAAUUUGCUUAUCCUUGAUUUAAACCAGGAGGCAGGGCUAGUUCAUCGAAGGAAAUGGAGUAAUCCCGUCCGGGUGGAUUGAAUUGUGGCAAAGCAAACAAGCUUUACUGUUUUACAUUUUCAAAGUGGUUUAGGUUUUUUGUGGCAAUGAAGAGUCGGCCCAGAUAUAUACAUGCUUUUUCCUGCCAAAUAUCAUCUGUAACGGAUCAAGUUUGUUCCACUGGUCUUUGUUAGGUCUUGUUUUGACAUAGUAGUAGUUACUCUUUGUCCCCCCUUUCAGUUUUUGUACCAGUAUAGCUUUAUCUAAUAAACCUUGAUCUAUAAGUGUUUGCACUGUAAUAGUGGGCUGUCUUUUCUGUCUUUUCUGUUCUCAUGUUUUUGAGAUGUGUUUUCUGGUAAUAAGAGGGUGCGUCAAAUGAAAACCUUGAAAAUGCGAUGCAAAUUAGAAUUUAAUCCAUUUUUUUUUUGUAGAGGAAUCUUUUUUAUUAACUUUUAUUAAAAGUACUGGAACACUUGAACGAAAUGGUGAUUAUGUGGAAAAGCGAUACACUUUCGUGACACCUAUUGGCAAUAAACAAUGCAAAAUAAAAAAAAAUAAGGUUUUCAUUUGACUCGGCCUUGUGUGUUUGUGUUUUCAUCAUUCUGUUUUUUUUUUUAAGAAAUCCACAGACAGCAACCAUGUCAUCUAUAUAUUAAACUGCACAUUCUCGU